AUGACAAAGAAGCGUGAGCUUAAUGAAAAAAAGUUAAACAAAUCAAAAAUAGUAAGUGAUAUUAGCGUGAAGACUGUAGUUGUUGAGGGGGAUGAAUAUAUCAGAAAUACGUUUUCCUUCUUCAAUCUGCUCACUCCACCAUCACCAUUACCACCGCCAUUACCUCCACCAUUAUCACCAACACUACCACAACUACCACUACCGCUUGCACUACCAUCUUCCCUACCAACUAACUAA
Messenger RNA from Thelazia callipaeda (thelaziosis nematode), 237 nucleotides. The record is from the annotation of a GenBank genome assembly. NCBI's taxonomy places the organism in Eukaryota, Metazoa, Nematoda, Chromadorea, Rhabditida, Thelaziidae.